GUCAUAAAUGUGGGGCUUUGCUGCAUCAUCCUGAAUAUCAAAAAGCUACAUCAGCCAGCUUAGGAAAGACCUGAAUAAAUGUGUUUCCAAUUUUUAAUUUGGAUCAGCAUUAAGUUAUUGAUUAUUCUAACACCAACAGCUUUGUAUAAGGAGGCAGUUUCCCCUAACUAAUUUGAUACAGCAUUGCCCUGCAGCAAUGAUGAUUGAAUUUCUCUUUCUUCUUUCGGCCUAUGUAAGCUUUAUGAGUGGCAAUGCCCAGGCGACUGAUGGUUAUGCUACAGAUUCACCAAAGAACGUAUUCAUCUUAGCCGGACAAAGCAACAUGGCUGGCAGAGGAGGAGUGAUUGAUGGCAUCUGGGAUGGGAUUAUUCCUCCUGAAUGUAAAUCCAAUCCGUUCAUCCGACGACUUAGUGCAAACCUGUCAUGGGAGGAGGCAACAGAGCCCUUGCACAGAGACAUCGAUGUGAACAAAACCUGUGGGAUUGGACCAGGUAUGGCAUUUGCUAAUUCAGUCUUACAAGGGGACCCCAGCUCGGGGUAUAUUGGCCUGGUUCCUUGUGCCGUUGGAGGGACGAAUAUAAGCCAAUGGGCUCGCGGCACCGACCUGUAUAACCAGCUUAUCAGGAGGGCUAGAGCGGCCGUUCAAAGUGGUGGAAUAAUCAGGGCUCUGUUGUGGUAUCAAGGCGAGAGUGAUACCGUCAGUUUCGAAGACGCCAGACGUUACAAGAGCAAUUUGCAGAGGUUUUUAACGGAUGUUCGCUCUGGUUUGCAAUCCCCUAUCCUCCCCGUGUUUCAGGUUGCAUUGGCAUCCGGUGAAGGACCAUACGUUGAGAUUGUGAGACAGGCUCAGUUGGGAGCUGAGCUUCCAAACGUGCGAUGUGUAGAUGCAAAGGGUUUAGAGCUGCAGCCGGAUAAUUUACACCUCACUGCUCAGGCUCAGGUCCAGCUAGGGGAGAUGUUGGCUGAUGCGUUUUUCCAGACUCCGCCUUAUCCCCUUCCCAGAAACAGUACAAAAGCUUGAAUGACAAAGAUGAUGACCAGACCAGCUGCAUUUUGACGUCCAGUUGAAAAGACUCGCAUCAUUUCACCAAGCUAGAGCUCCACUUGAAGAUCAGCAAGGCAGAGAAGCUGGUCUCCGAUUUUCUUUUGUUUUCUUUGCCGUUCUCUACGGUUUUCUGAACGUUUAGCUGAUUUUGUUAAAAAUUGCUUGCUUAAAUGAGUCGGACCGUUUGAUAAUAAAAGCAAAUUCGUAUCUUUUUCUAUGACUUUUUUCCUCUUUUCCUUUCCAAUGUUAAGGAGAGGAGAACAAAUCUUUGAC
Coffea arabica (coffee) is the source of this 1318-nucleotide messenger RNA. RefSeq names its product probable carbohydrate esterase At4g34215. The record is from RefSeq and is a predicted model, not a curated record. Lineage: Eukaryota; Viridiplantae; Streptophyta; Magnoliopsida; Gentianales; Rubiaceae.